Molecule: messenger RNA, 1619 nt
Organism: Cicer arietinum (chickpea)
Lineage: Eukaryota; Viridiplantae; Streptophyta; Magnoliopsida; Fabales; Fabaceae
Source: RefSeq, a predicted model, not a curated record
AUGUAAGUCAUAGGCGGCUAUCCUUUGGUCGAAAUUUGACAUUGAUUGAAUUUCGAAUGCUUCAAACAAAGACAACAUAGAAAAUCUUCCACAAAACAUCACCAAAUAUCAAUACUUAUAAACCUUUACUUUUAAUAUCUUCAUGAAUCAUGCCAACAUGAAAGUCAAACCUAAGGUUAUUCUACAUAAAAUUCUCAUCACAAACAGAGCAACUUCCAACUCUAAAAAAAUGUUUGAUUCUUGGAUGAAUAAAAGUUCCAAAAUUUUAUCAAUCCUCUCUCUAAUAACAUUUUCAGCCAUAGUUUUUCUCAUACAAGGUGAUCAUGUUAUCCAACAUGAUUCAAUUAUACUCCAUGCUACAUAUAAAGAACCUCUUGUGAUGUUACAAGCUAAAAAGUCAACUCUUAGUACUCUUGGUCAAAGUUACAAACCUUUACAUUCCAUGCAAGAGGACAAAGAUGAAAUUGAUUUUUCAAAUCAAAGCGUGCUAAUUGCUCCACUCAAUGUCACAAAAGAACAAAGAAUUGCAUGGUUUAAAGGGAAGCUACAAGAUUUCAAGAUUCUAAAGUCAAACAAGUUGUCAAAAAAAUUCCAUGCUAGAAUUCAAGGAUUUCUCAAAAAUGAAUCAUGUGAGUCUCAAUUCUUCAUGACAUGGAUUUCACCUUCAAGUUCAUUUGGGUCAAGAGAGUUUUUGGCAAUAGAAAGUAUUUUCAAAGUCCAACCUCAAGCAUGUUUGACAAUUUUAUCAAGAACUUUGGACUCAAAUCAUGGUUAUAAAAUUCUCAAACCAUUCAUUGAUAAAGGGUUCAAAGUUCAAGCUUUGACACCAAACUUGUCAUUUUUGUUCAAAGGGACACUAGCUGAAUCUUGGUUUCAUGAGUUAAGAAAAGGGAAAAAAGAUCCUGGUGAGAUUCCUUUGUUUCAAAAUCUAUCUAACUUGAUAAGACUUUGUGUUCUUUAUAAAUAUGGUGGUGUCUAUUUAGACACUGAUUUUAUUCUCAUGAAACCAUUAAAUGGUUUGAGGAAUUGUAUUGGAGCACAAAGCAUGGAUUUUGGUUCUAAUCAUUGGACUAGAUUAAAUAAUGCUGUUCUUAUUUUUGAUAUGAAUCAUCCACUUCUUCUUAGGUUCAUUAAUGAAUUUGCCUUGACUUUUGAUGGAAACAAAUGGGGGCAUAAUGGUCCUUACCUUGUUUCAAGAGUUGUUGAAAGACUUGGGAAAAAACCAAGUUUGAAAUUUACAAUAUUGCCACCUUUGGCUUUUUAUCCAGCUAAUUGGAAUAAGAUAGUUGGUUUUUUUAGAAAGCCUAAAACUAGAGGUGAAGAAAAAUGGGUUGAAGCCAAAUUGAUUCAACUUAGUGGUGAGACUUAUGGGAUUCAUCUAUGGAAUAAACAGAGUAGUGGAUUGGUUAUUGAAGAAGGAAGUGUCUUAGCAAGAAUUGUAUCAAAUCAUUGUGUCUUUUGUAAGUUUUAACUCUAUAGUUUUUUUUCUUCUAAUGUAUAGGAACACUUGUGUGAUGUAAAGGCUAGCACUACAAGUUGUUAAGGAAUUUUCUUUUAAUAUAUAGUUCUCUACUUGAUGAUUUCAAACAAGGUUUUAAAUUGAGUUCGAAUUGCAACCA